UAGUAUAAAUUGAAAUGUUGGUGUUACAAAACGACAUAUUUGUGUUAAUCGUUUAACCCAGUAGCAGAUUACAUUUCUACAGCUGCAAUAUUAUGAGGAAUUUUCAGGUUACUGUGUGUAUGGUACUUAUCAGUACAGUAUUCUCUAAUUCAAUAGAUAUUCGUCACAGAGCAAAACGACAGGCUAUCUAUCCUUAUAGUUACGGUGGAUAUGUCGCAACUGCAGCUAAUCCUGCAGCCCAACGGUAUCCCACGAACGUUAAUGCAGCUCAAUAUGCUACAUCUGUAGGAAAUCCAGCCAACUUGUAUACUUCGUACAGCUCUAUGGCAACCAACCAAGCUCCCCAGACAGUCAAUGUCCAGCAAUAUUUAUCUAAUGUCAACCAAGCUCAACCUCAAGCAAACUUUGCUUAUCUGAAUUAUGCCACAACGGGUAACGCGGCUGCACAAACGACAGCGAAUGCAGCAGCUGUUAACGCACAAGCAAACAACGCAGGUGGUGGGAAACAGCAAACGAAUAAAAACAAUGCAGCGACAGCUUCAAAUGUCCAACAAGCCACGGCUGUUAACUCUAAUGUGAACACGGCAGCCAAUAUGCAACAGGUUCAGGCAAACGUUGUAGCUUCCGCAAACCAGCAGGCACCAACCGGUACGACUUAUGUAUACAAUAACGCAGCUGCCAACCCAGGGCAAUACUUAGCUAAUGCUGCCCUUGCUAAUUACGUCGCAGCAGUUACAGCAACAAACCAAGGCGUUUCUACAUAUGCUAAUGUCGCAGGCGCUACUAACACAGCUAAUCAACAGGUAAAUGGUGCUAAUGCUGCUAAUCAGCAAGUUAAUGCUGCAAAUCGACAAGUUAAUGCUGUCAACCAACAAGUUAAUGCUGCUAAUCAACAAGUUAAUGCUGUCAACCAACAAGUUAAUGCUGCCAACCAACAAGUUAACAGUGUUAAUUACGCUGCUGUAGUGAGAAAUGCCGCCGGAAAUCAACAAUCCUCCUCAGCAGUGACAGCAGGUCAGCCAUCGUACACUUCGUAUGCUAAUGUGCCAGUAAAUCCCUUGAUGGCUUACGUAGCUUAUGCAUCACCCAACACAGCUGUAACAUCAUCAAAUGCUGCUAGAAACACGGUAUAAUAGAUAAUUAUGUAUUUGAACUCUAUUUCUUUAAAAUAGUGAUAUGCUGACUCCUAAAUGCGGCUAGAAACUCCUAGCUUAUGCAUGACCGAAUACAGCUGUGACAUCCCUAUCUGCGACUGGAAACACCGUGUAAUGAAUAAUUAUAUAGUUGAACCCUUCAUGAUAUAUACAUAUCCGUGUAUAGUGUAUUUUAAAUGCUAAAUACUGAAACAUUGUUCCUCAUGAAAAGUGUAAAUGUUUUGCUUCAUUAAUUUUUGUCUAUUUUUUUCUAUCAAUAAUUAAAACACCAAGGCCAUUUGAACCGACAUGUCGCUUGGUUCCUUGAAACCAUGUUGUAAAGACAUUUUCCAUUAACGACAUAAACAUUCUAUGUGCACAAAGAUUGAGAUAGCUAAGCUACUCCCCGAUACGCAAGUCAACAGCGUUAAAAAGAUGGCAAUACCGAAAACUAAGUCAAAUCCAGCAGAACAAGUAGGUUAUUUCCUGGAUUGAUAUAGUUGUGUGCAAUCUGGUGCUAUUUAAUGACUUACUACUAAACAAAUGAAGAUAGACACAUGCCAUACAAUAUGCCAUGAGGAACACUUUGCCCUGACAGGGACACAACGGCCUAUUAUUAUUUCAAAUUACGGAGAUUUUAACAUGCUUCCGGGGAUAUAUACCGGACCUUGAAUAUCCGCCCACACGUCUUGCACCACUUACGAGGGGCAACCAAGCUAGAAAACCCUGGAACCCCGAAACAUCCUGAUUAGGGAGCAACGCCUUCCCCACUUAUUCAACGUUUCUAACAGCGUGUGGGGGUGUAUUGUGGGGUUGGUGAGAGGUUGAUUUGUAUUAAACUCAUUUAGAUUAAAUUUGGUUCCACAGUGA
Patella vulgata (common limpet) is the source of this 2003-nucleotide messenger RNA. RefSeq names its product probable cell-surface antigen I/II. The transcript is spliced from 2 exons. The record is from RefSeq and is a predicted model, not a curated record. NCBI's taxonomy places the organism in Eukaryota, Metazoa, Mollusca, Gastropoda, Patellidae. Bases 93 to 1133 code for a protein of 346 amino acids.